UCUAUAUAUAUAACAUCUUCACCGACGCAACUAUCCUCAGUCCCGCACACCCAGAGUCACGCCACACGAGGCUCCAGCUCCAAUGGGAUCAGCGCUUUCCUGCAUCUUCCACGCUAGCAGCGUCUCCGGCGGUGCGCAGCAGCCAGCACGGUCAGCUGCUCCGCCGGCCAGGGUCAUCGCCGCCGACGGCUCGCUGAAGGAGGUCCCCAUAUCGGACCCGCCGCUCGCCUCUGCAUCCGACGUCCUCGGCAGCGCCGACGCCGCCUCCGCGUCGUCGUCUUUCUUCGUGUGCAACUCCGAUGCGCUCUACUUCGGCGAGCCGCCCCCGGCGCUGGGCGCAGCCGAGCGGCUCCGCCCGGGGCAGAUGUACUUCGUGCUCCCGGCCGCGAUGCUCGGGCGCGCCCUGUCGAGCGCCGACAUGGCCGCGCUGGCGGCGCGCGCGAUCGCCGCGCUCCCGCCCGAGAAGCCGCGGCGCCGGCGGGGGCGGGGGCGCGUCGUGCCGGUCUUGUCGCGGGAGGAUGGCAAGGACGGCGAGGAAGCGGGUGUGUUCCACGAGGCUCUGAACGAGCAGACACUCGGGGGGUUCGCCGCGGUCACGAGCCGGGCGAGGAGCGGCGACAGGGUGGUGGCGGUGGCGGCCACGAGACAGACGAGGCCGUCGGCGCUGAAGAGGGCGCUGAGCAUGAUUCGAGAGGAAGCUGAGUGAGGGCGUGAGGCGAUGGCUGACACGGAACUGUAGAAGAAGCAGGGGUCAGACGGUCAGUUCGGCAAGCCUCUCGUUUCGUCUCUCGCCAUUUUUGGCAGUAGAAGCAUAGACGAGUGUGUUCACACUAACUUCUUGUACGACUGUAAAAUAGUUCCUGUUUGCACAUACCUGCAAAAGUGAUAAACAAGUGGAAUACCCGUUAUUCGCAG
Molecule: messenger RNA, 915 nt
Organism: Panicum hallii
Lineage: Eukaryota; Viridiplantae; Streptophyta; Magnoliopsida; Poales; Poaceae
Exons: 1
Coding region: 83-706 (207 amino acids)
Source: RefSeq, a predicted model, not a curated record